Molecule: messenger RNA, 378 nt
Organism: Xylona heveae TC161
Lineage: Eukaryota; Fungi; Ascomycota; Xylonomycetes; Xylonales; Xylonaceae
Exons: 2
Coding region: 1-378 (125 amino acids)
Source: RefSeq, a predicted model, not a curated record
AUGGCACUCACUCACAAGCUCAAGAACACCAAACAGCAGGUCAAACAUGCUGUUGAAGUGGGCAACAUUCCCAGUGUGGACAACCUACAUGACAUCAUCCACUACUGUUGGGAAAACAACAAGCAUGAAGAUAAUGAUUACAUUCACAUUAUUAAUGAUGACACUGCUAGAGAGGCACUCCAUGGCUUAAUUGUUAAGCAUUUCAACAAGACCAACACAGACAAAGGUGGAGAACAUGAUAAUGACAAGCCACCAAUGGUUGGUGGCUUCAAAGCUCAGCUAUUUAAACAAGGAGGACAAGCAGUGCAUGGUGUACCCACUGUUGAAAUUAAAGAUCCUAUUGCUGGUUUCUAUACUAGGGAUCUGGUAGAGAAAUGA